Serinus canaria (Common canary) is the source of this 1311-nucleotide messenger RNA. It is a transcript of the gene NUDT2, whose product is annotated as nudix hydrolase 2. Gene Ontology annotation, molecular function: bis(5'-nucleosyl)-tetraphosphatase (asymmetrical) activity. The transcript has 5 exons. The record is from RefSeq and is a predicted model, not a curated record. Gene Ontology annotation, biological process: ATP biosynthetic process; AMP biosynthetic process. Lineage: Eukaryota; Metazoa; Chordata; Aves; Passeriformes; Fringillidae. The coding region runs from base 245 to 691 and encodes 148 amino acids.
GGGCCCGGAAGCGGAGGCGCGCACGGGAGGUGGUGCUGGUUCCGCGGGGCUGCGGGGGCUGGAGCGGGUCUGCUGUCCUUGCGGCUGAACCAAAGGAACUAGGCAGGAGCUAAAGGAAGCGGUUGAAGUGGUUGACCAUAGGAGAUGAGCGUCGUCCAGGGCGGGGACUACUCAUGCUGUCUGCGUAGCUUAUUGCUGACAAUAUUUAUCACUUGAGAGCUCCUGGUGCAGUUGGCAGAGGGGAAUGGCUGUGAGAGCUUGUGGCUUGAUCAUCUUCAGGAGGCUGCAGCCAGCACCAUCCUCUAAGGUCACUGACAGCAUCGAGUACCUCCUGCUUCAGACAUCCUAUGGGAGCCACCACUGGACCCCGCCCAAAGGCCACGUGGACCCUGGGGAGGAUGACCUGCAGACAGCCUUCCGGGAAACACAGGAGGAGGCUGGUCUGCAGGCCAGCCAGCUCACCCUCAUCGAGGGCUACAAGAAAGAGCUGCACUACCCUGUCCAUGGCAAGCCCAAGACCGUCGUGUACUGGCUGGCAGAAAUGAAGGACUGCAACACAGAAAUCAAGCUGUCGGAGGAGCACCAAGCUUUCCAGUGGCUGAAGCUGGAGGAUGCUUGCAAAUUUGCAGAAUAUGAGGACAUGCAAGCAAUGCUGAAAGAAGUGCAUCAGUUCCUCUGCUCCAGAGAAUAAGUGUUUUUGUGAAGUAUAAGGGGAUUUCUUGAGGAGACAGGUGUGCUUUUUAUGUUUUAAACUGGAAGAAGAAUUAUAUGGCUGCAGAAAUGUAGGUUUCUUUUUUCUUUUAAUCUGUAGAAAUUCAGUGAGGAUACAAGGAGCUUUUAAAGAGAUUGUGCUUUUGUCUCUCCUAGCUAGCACAAAAAAGCAUAGUCUGAUUGAACCGUAAGUCAGAGAUGUCUGAAUUGAAGCCCAGAGAUAACAAAAGACUUCUUCUGUCUCUGUCUCCUUCUCUUUUUCUUUUUUUUCUCCCUUUCUUUUUCUUCCUUGAAGUGCUGAACAACCACAGAUCUUUUUGAAAAAUCAAACACUUGAUACAUCUUGACUUGCUGAUGUAAAGCUAGAGAGUUGAGAAAAUGAGCAUAUGGGGAUUUUUAAUAACAAAACGCUUACUGCAGAAGUCAUACCUUGAAUUUCAAAUGAGGAAGCAGUAGUUCUAUUCCCAACUCUUCCAGUGAUAACUUGUCAGAUCAUUUCAGGUCUUUUUUUUUGUAUCAUGAAUUUAUGUUCAUCCAUAAUGUACUGUUGUGAGAACGUUUUCCACCCAGACAGUCUUAGUAAAUGAUUGAGGUACAGUA